Telopea speciosissima is the source of this 438-nucleotide messenger RNA. RefSeq lists its product as uncharacterized. Bases 1 to 438 code for a protein of 145 amino acids. NCBI's taxonomy places the organism in Eukaryota, Viridiplantae, Streptophyta, Magnoliopsida, Proteales, Proteaceae. The record is from RefSeq and is a predicted model, not a curated record. The transcript has 4 exons.
AUGGAUGUUCCUCUGGUUUUCUCUAGUAAGAAAAACCAUGGUAAGAAUAAUGCUGAUCAUACUCUGUUCAUUAAGAAGAAUGGGGAGCUGAUUACUGUCCUCAUUGUAUAUGUCGAUGACAUCAUGGUUACAGGGAGUGACAUUAGCAAAAUAGCUCGACUGAAACUUUUCUUAUACACUCUUGACCUUCUAUCUAACACUAGGAUGCUGGGGUGCAAAUCUGCAGAUACUCUACUCGAAGAAAAUUCUCAUCAAAAGCAAAAAGAUGGUGAACUUAUGGAUAAAGGAGGUUAUCAGAGGCACUUAGAGGUUGUAUAUCAGAUCUUGAGAUAUCUGAAGUCUGCUCUUGGUCGAGGAGUUCUUUUCUCUCCCUAUGAUCAUCUAUGUAUUGAGGCUUACACUAAUGCUGAUUGGGUUGGUUCUCACGAUGAUAGAUGA